CCUCCAAGGCCACCCCUCUCGCCCUCUCUCUCUCCCCAGCCGUCAGGUCGCUGGCUGCAGGAUUGCGCAUUCCGCCGGCAACCCAGAGCUGCUCUAUCGACCUCUUUCGGACCCUGUCUCCACUCUCGGGCCCUUAUUCUUGGGUCAGCAGCACCAAUGAGCUCGGAUUCCAGGCUUGCCGAACUUCAGUCCAAAUGGGAGGUCGAGAACAAGAUUCGGGAGGGUGCCGAGCAGAUGCUCAAAAAGAUUACCGACCGCAAUGCCUCCGAGGUCUGCGAGUCCAAUCUGCUCGAAUCCCAGCGCCGUCUCUCCUAUCUCGAGAACGAGAUGAAGAAGCUGGGCACCAAGGCCAACCCCUCCCAGUCCGGCGACCAUAUCAACUCCCCGCUCGAUUCCUCGGCCCCGUCGAAUCUCGCCGAGUCUAAUCCCGCUUCCCCAAAGGCCGGAGCCCCCUACCGCCGCCAUUCUUUCUCGGCCAACACCAGUCUCGCCACCACCCCCAUGAUGGCCCGCGGCGGCGGUGGUGGAGGUAGCGUCUUUGGCCAGUUCAUCAGCAACGCUUUUGGACGGAAGCACACAGUCUCCCACUCGGCCUCUCGCAUCAGCUCGCACGAGUCCCUGAGCACUCUGGCUCUCAAGUUCAACAGUGCCUACUUGCCUACCAAGCUCACGAACUUUGAUUAUCUCCGCUGCGACAUCCCCAUCACGACCCAGAAGGUCAAGUACAAGCUCACCGAGGUUGAAUACAAGCUCGAGCGUGAGCGAAACGUCAAGGCCGGCACCGAGAAGAUGAAUCAGGUCGUUUCCCAGGAUCCCAAUGCCGACCCGAAGCGGCAGCAGCAGGUGCAGGAAAAGCUCAUCGAGGCAACCUCCAAGGUGAAUCUGCUGCAAAAGUCUUCGCAGCGAUACCGCGGCCUCUAUGUCGCCGACGAGACCGACUCGCCGAUUUCACGUUUCUCAACCGCAAACCGACCCAAGCGAGAGAAGGAGCUCUUCAGUGGCCGCAUCAAGAUGCGCCUGGUCGCCGCAACCAACCUCGAGGGACGCCAGUCCCACAAAACGGACACUUGCGCCAUCAUCCGUAUCGAUGGCCAACAAAAGGCCCAGACGCGUCAGUCGCCCUCGCGAUGGAACGACGAGUUCGACAUCCCGCUCUCCAAGAACCACGAGAUUGAGAUAUCGAUCUGCGAAAAGAGCGGCCUAGUUUUGGGUCUCGUGUGGUUCAAGAUGUCUGAGCUCAAUGAACAACUUUGUGAAAUCUACAAGCAACAGAAAGGUGCCGCCAGCGGCCCUCCCCAGCCGCCAGCGCUGUCGAUCACCCAGUCGAUGCCUCAAUCGCAGUCGCCGCCGCAGAAGCAUUCCCAGCCCCAGACGCCGCCGAGAUCCCCGCCUCAGGUCGAACAGCGUCCCGGUGUAGAUUCCCAGUCGUCUACAGCCACAGUCAUAGCCAACAGCACCGGAUCCAUUGAUCCAACGCAGCUUGCUCAGAUCGAGAUUGAAACUUGGCUCGAAAUCGAACCGGCCGGGCAGCUGCUGAUCAAGCUCAGCUACGAUCCCAUUGUCGACUCGGCCAAGCAGAAGAGGAAAAACAAGCGGGCCAAGCAGCUUGAGCGUCGGGCGCCUGUCCAAAAGUUCUUGCGCAAGCGCGGCCAUAAGUUCGUCAAUAUGCAAUUUUACAAGGUCCUGAAGUGUGCCGUCUGUAGCGAGUUCCUGAUUAGCGGCGGACUGCAAUGCCAAGCCUGCAGAUACACGUGUCAUACCCGGUGUUCCGGAAGGGUGGUUACCAAGUGUAUUACAACCCUCAACGAAGAUGCAGAUGCCGCCGAAAACGAAAGCGGAACCGUCGACCAGCUGCUGAAGCAUAGAAUUCCCCAUCGAUUUGAGGCCACAACCAGCAUAUCGCUGGACUGGUGUUGCCACUGCGGUUUCAUGUUGCCCAUUGGUCGCUCGCGCUUGGUGUGCACCGAGUGCGGCAUUGCAUCACACCAAGACUGCCAACAUCUCGUCCCCAACUUUUGCGGCCUGACCCCUGAGUUGAUUGACCAGAUGAAGAGCGCCAUCGAUCUGGCUGAACGACGGAAGCGUGAAAAGCUUGCCAUUGACCAAGAAAAGGCCGCCAUCGCCGCCGCCAAGGCCGAGGCCCUCACUAAGGAGCAAGAGCAGGCUCAGUCGGUCAAGGAGGCCGAGGAAGCCCUGGUAAAGCAACAGCAGCGACAGGAGGAGGAGGAGAAGGAGAAGCAGCAGAAGCAGCAACAGGAAUUGCAGCGGCUUCGAGAGUUGCAGGAGCAGCAGAAGUUGGAGCAGGAGCAGCAAAAGCUGGAGCAGGAGCAACUUCAGAAGCAACAGCAGCUGCAGCUCCAACAGCAACAACAGCAACUGCAGCUCCAACAGCAACAGCAGUUGCAGCAGCAGUUGCUCCAACAAUCGCAGGAGAAGCGGCAAUCUCUUGUCGCAUUAGCUAGCCAGAUUGCCGCGCAGCCCCAGUCGCCGGUGAUCCAGCCCGGAGAGCCCCGUACCCAUCCUGACGCACCCCGGGCCCGGCCUCACAGCAAGCACGCCACCCGCAAGACCAAGCCGAUUGGCCUGGACGACUUUAAUUUCCUAGCUGUCUUGGGAAAAGGCAACUUUGGCAAGGUCAUGCUUGCCGAGGAGAAGGCCACCCAGAGCCUCUUUGCAAUCAAGGUGCUGAAGAAGGAGUUCAUCAUCGAGAACGACGAGGUCGAGAGCACGCGCUCGGAGAAACGUGUGUUCCUGACCGCGAACAUGGAGCGACAUCCCUUCCUGGUCAACUUGCACAGCUGCUUCCAGACCGAGUCCAGAAUCUACUUUGUGAUGGAGUAUAUUUCCGGAGGCGAUCUCAUGUGGCACAUCCAGCACCAGCCCUUCUCGGAGGCCCGUGCCAAGUUCUACGCAUGUGAGGUGCUGCUGGCACUCGAGUAUUUCCAUCGACACAACAUUGUCUAUCGCGACCUGAAGCUCGACAAUAUUCUGCUUUCGCUGGACGGACACGUCAAGAUCACCGACUAUGGCUUGUGCAAGGAGCAUAUGCCCUAUGGCGCCACCACCAACACCUUCUGCGGAACGCCAGAGUUUAUGGCGCCCGAGAUUCUCCAGGAGAAGCCCUAUGGUCGCGCCGUCGAUUGGUGGGCGCUGGGCGUGCUCAUCUACGAAAUGAUCUUGGGCCAGAGUCCGUUCCGAGGCGACGACGAAGACGAGAUCUUUGAAGCCAUCUUGGAGGAUGAGAUCAUGUACCCUGCCAAUAUGAAUCGGGACGCGGUGUCGCUGCUCCAGAAGCUUCUGAUGAAGGACCCAUCCAAGCGGCUUGGCUGUGGCCGCACAGAUAGCGAGGAGAUCAAGAAACACCCGUACUUCAAAGGCGUGGAUUUUGACGCGAUGUUGCAACUCAAGCUGCCGCCACCAUUUUAUCCCAGCAUUGGCUCGCCGACGGACGUUUCGAAUUUCGACGAGGAGUUUACCAAGGAAAUGCCGGUGCUGACUCCCUGUACCUCGGUCCUGUCGGCAACCGACCAGGAAGAGUUCCGAGGGUUUACGUACAUCUCGGAAUGGGCCCAAGAGACCCGAGCUCGGAUCGUCCAAGCCGCAGCGACUGCAAUCUAGGUCAAUGUGUGCCGGCCGGGACCAACUCUCUGCCUCGCAUCUGCUUCCGUUUACGCAAGUCGAUCGAUUCAUGAUUUGCACCCCUCCCCUGAUCCCUCAUAGUAGGGCCCAAUUCGUCACCGUCGUUCUUUGUGUUGCUGUCAUUGUUACUUUGCCUGGCUUUUGCAAUCCCUUCAAUCUUUGUUACGCUGCGCGAUGCGCUCUCUUACGGUCAAUCCAAUAAAAAUCGGGACACCCUGGUUUUUUGACCAUUGACCGAAUAAUUUGUUUCCCAA
Molecule: messenger RNA, 3893 nt
Organism: Polychytrium aggregatum
Lineage: Eukaryota; Fungi; Chytridiomycota; Chytridiomycetes; Polychytriales
Exons: 13
Coding region: 157-3618 (1153 amino acids)
Biological process (GO): protein phosphorylation; signal transduction
Molecular function (GO): protein serine/threonine kinase activity; ATP binding
Source: RefSeq, a predicted model, not a curated record